This is a messenger RNA of Lithohypha guttulata, 2625 nucleotides long. RefSeq lists its product as uncharacterized. Bases 1 to 2625 code for a protein of 874 amino acids. The transcript has a single exon. NCBI's taxonomy places the organism in Eukaryota, Fungi, Ascomycota, Eurotiomycetes, Chaetothyriales, Trichomeriaceae. The record is from RefSeq and is a predicted model, not a curated record.
AUGGUGACAACACGAAGAUCCGGGGCGAACGAGCCUCUCGAGCAUCUAGAGACGCCUCCAAAACGAACUCGUAAGAGCAAACCCAAGAGACCUGUCUCGCCGGUGUGCGAAGCCUCUCCCGAGGUGAUACAGGCUGUCCUCAUGGAAGCUGCAUCGUCCCUCUCCUUCCAAGAUGUGCCCGUGACAGACGCUAAAAGUGCUGAAAAUCUAACCCCUGCUAUAGAGCAAACCACCACGAACGCCACCUCUGUGAAGCGUCGACACGAAGACGAUGAGGCACAAGAUGCUAGUCCCACUAAGCGUCCUCGAACGCAGCCAGUUUCUGCCAUAAAGGACGACAACUACCUCUUCAUGUUCCCGAAGAAACACACCCUCGAAGAAGACCUCGAAGAGGCCCCCAAGUCACUUGUCAGUACUUUUCGAAGAAACAGAGCACUCCGUGCCAUGAACAAGAAGAAUGGACGAUUUGGUGGUUCGGUGCGACUUCAGGGUCCAGUGAAGCUGAUCGGUGACAAUCCAUUUGGUAUUGAAACCUUCACUCAACAAGAACUCGCCGAACAAGCAGCUGCACAACAACCCAAAGAACUCACCACAGAGAGAGAGAAUCGGGAAGAAAGAUCUGCAGCUCCAGAACCAGAAACACCACAAAGAGGACUCUUUGGCAGUUUGCGAGAAAUUGGAAGUGCUACUGUCGGCCGAAUACUGUCGCCAUUUGGUAGAUCCAAUACAGCUUCACACUCAAAUACAGCCCCACAGCCACGGACCGAGCCUCAGAAGCGUGUCAGGGUUUGGGACAUCGAAUAUCCUCAGCUGCCUCCGAACCAGAACGAGAACGCUCCCCCAGACGAAGAACAGGAGGAAGAGGAGACAGAGUCUGAGAGAAAGAGACGAGAAUUCGAAGCCAAGUUUGGCAGGACAAGCAGGAAGUACGACCACCUUCACACCACACCGAUCGACGGCAAUCCGGAAAACCUUCCCUAUCCUGUCAAAAAGAAGCCAGAGUCGACAUCUCAGCCAGACACAGAGCAAACUUCGAGUGACUUACUAGAGUUGUCCAGGCGACGAAAGGAGAGAAGGGAAGCACUACACGGCAAGCGAUCUGUCAAGCAAAUUCCAACUAUGGCACCAUUGUUUGGACCGAACAGUCAUUAUGCAAGAGGGACAAGGGAUCCUAUUUUUGACAAGCUACCUGUCACUGGAGACCAUCCUGCACCAAGCAAACUCGGUAACAAGCGAACGUCGGAAGAAGCCUUAUCAGAGGAAGCUACGGCGCCUAACAAACAACCUCCUCGCUCCUUCCAGCCAUCCGUAGAAGACGAAGCUGACUCUGUCGAAGACGGACCCUCCACACCUUUGGCCAAGAAGCAGAAAACAACCGCAAUCACCCAAACUCCACGUUCUGCAUUGAAAGCUCCUGGUUCAGUGGCUCGAUCCGGAAGAUCUGCUCGAUUCAAUCCAAAUCCGAUUGCCAGUGUCAAGCACAUGAGUCCGAUUUCUGGUACGGCUCCUGCUGGAGAGUACUCGCCAGACAACCUGUUUCUACCACGUCCACAGGAUAGUCCCGGUUCUGACCAUAGUUUCUCGCCUUCACCGAAUACUCAGAAAAACACUGUUGCCAAUACUGGAGAACAUCGUUCAACUAAGUUCGACCGCAAACAUCCUGGAGAUGAAUUCACUACGGCCCUCAAUGCUGGCCAGCCGUACGUACGAGUGGAUUACACUUGGAAGGACUCCCAAGAUCCCAAUUGGAGACCAAGUUUGCAUAACCCGCGACCGGGUUGCAUUCGCCUGCUUGACGAUGAUGAGGAAGAAAUUGAGAUGCAGCGUCUUGCUGCUCUGGAAAGAGAGCAUUCAUCUAUGUCGCCUGAGUCUGCACCUGAAGCACCACCAACACCACGAAUGUCACAUGCUGAACUGCCAAAAUCAUCUGCACCGUCGUCAUCCUCAAUUGAUGCACAGAAUGCUUUUGAGGCCGCCAAUCUCGAACGUCGUCGAGCAGAUGCCACAAAGACCAAGCCGCGAAAAUCAUCAAGACUGGCAGAAGUCACGUCUGCACGGUCCCGAUCACCUUCUCCACCAGGCCUGGACACCAGCUAUGAUGCAGGUGAAGGCUCCGACUCAUCUGUCAAGACUCCCUCACCUACUCUUGACACUACCAGCAACAUCUGGACUUGGAACACAGAUACCAACGAGUACAUUUCAUCCGUCGCCAACUAUCCUGAUUUCGCUUAUAAUCCUUACGACGAGCUCAUUCCUGCCUUCGCUCUCAAGACUGCUACAGGCGAGUAUGAUGAUACAGUCGUUGGUCCAGAUGGUAUGACAGAGUUGCAGCGACAGAAUCACUACAAGAACAUAUACAAUGAUGAAUGGGCUGAAAAGACCUUCAAAUUCGAUCCUCCGCAGACUUAUGAGGAAGCUGGUGUGGGCUCAAAGCAUAUACACGACCUAAUCAGGAAGACAGAUGCCCAGUUUCCAAAGCUUGUGCAGAAGUGCGAUGAGCGCAACAAGGUUGAAUGGGAUGCUCAUCAACAAGCUAUUGAUAACGCAAUGAGGCAGGGAAAGGUGUUGAAAGCUACUUACCCCGAUAGAGACGAGGUCGAGAUGCUUGACGACGACGAACUGUAA